Molecule: messenger RNA, 3020 nt
Organism: Tarenaya hassleriana
Lineage: Eukaryota; Viridiplantae; Streptophyta; Magnoliopsida; Brassicales; Cleomaceae
Product: protein RRP6-like 2
Exons: 14
Coding region: 119-2848 (909 amino acids)
Biological process (GO): nuclear polyadenylation-dependent antisense transcript catabolic process; TRAMP-dependent tRNA surveillance pathway; nuclear polyadenylation-dependent rRNA catabolic process
Cellular component (GO): nucleolus; nuclear exosome (RNase complex)
Molecular function (GO): nucleotide binding; nucleic acid binding; 3'-5'-RNA exonuclease activity
Source: RefSeq, a predicted model, not a curated record
ACGAAAAUCCGAACUCCUCUCCAAAUGGCGUCUUCCUAAAACCCUAAGCCAAGCCAAAGCCGGAGAUUUCUGAAAAUCCCAUCAUUCCAUCUGAUUCUUCCCCCUUCUGGAUCGUAAUAUGGUCGAUGACCAAAUUGAGCUCGAACAAUCGCCGGUUUCUCGGAAGGCGAAGUCCCUGGAGACCUUGAUCGGCGGUUCUUUUCCGGCCUCUCUGUCAAAGCUCUCGUCGUCUUCUUGUGCGAUUCCGGCUAACAAGGACUUCCAUUUUUUCUACAACUUCGACGAGUUCAAGCGUCCGACCGAUGGCAUUGCCGGGAACUCGCAGUCCGUUCUCGAAACGAUCGGUGACUCGCCGCAGGUCUGGGGGAAACCGAUGUUAUUGAGCGGCGAUAUCGACGGAGACGAUGCAUACGACUGGCUUGUGAAUGUUACCGAUGCUAUUUAUGAGAGGUUUGAUGAUUCGAUGGAUGAGUUCGACAGGAUUCGGAAGAAAGAGGAGGAAAUUGGUCGGGCAUUGGGUCCCGUGACUGAUGAGAAUGGGUUUCAGAUGGUCUAUGGGAGGAAGCAGAAGGCGGUAGGUAGCGACGGUGCUGUGUCGGCGAGGGGGGGCGGCGGCGGUCGCGGCGGAGUUAUUGAUGUGAAGGUGGCCGAGAGGGAUAAGAAGGUGUCGGUUUCGGGUAAGGCAAAGGUUCCGUUCCAUAUGCCGACGAUAAAGAAGCCUCAGGAGGAGUAUAACAUAUGUGUGAACAACGCAAACCAUCCCUUUGAGCAUGUCUGGUUGGAGAAGCAUGAGGACGGUCAGCGGUUUAUUCAUCCCCUGGAGAACCAUUCAGUAAUGGAUUUCGUGGACACAAACAUAGGAGAGACAGAACCUGUUAAGUCCCUCCCAAUGAAAGAGACUCCAUUCAAGUUUGUUCAAGAGGUCAAAGAUCUGAAGGAUUUAGCUGACAAAUUGUGCGGUGUUGAGGAGUUUGCGGUUGAUCUGGAGCAUAAUCAGUACCGAUCUUUUCAAGGCUUGACAUGCUUGAUGCAAAUUUCUACCCGGACCGAGGAUUAUAUUGUUGAUACGUUCAAGCUUCGGGUUCACAUAGGUUCUUACCUUAGGGAAAUAUUCAAAGAUCCUAAAAAGAAAAAGGUAAUGCAUGGAGCAGAUCGAGAUGUUAUUUGGCUUCAACGGGAUUUCGGCAUAUAUAUCUGCAAUCUCUUUGACACAGGACAGGCUUCAAGGGUUUUGAAGUUGGAAAGAAAUAGUCUUCAAUUUCUUCUGCAACAUUUUUGUGGAGUUACUGCGAAUAAAGAGUACCAAAAUGCUGACUGGAGAAUACGACCACUUCCAGAUGAAAUGAUCAGAUAUGCAAGAGAAGAUACACACUAUCUUUUGUAUAUUUACGAUUUGAUGAGACUUCAAUUACAAACAGUACCCAAGAAAGAUGAGCAAUCUGACUCUCCUCUGAUUGAGGUCUACAAGCGUAGCUAUGAUGUGUGCAUGCAAUUAUAUGAGAAAGAGCUUUUGACCGAGAAUUCAUACCUUCACAUAUAUGGGCUUCAAGGAGCUGGCUUUAAUGCAGUUCAACUUGCCAUUGUUUCGGGACUCUGCCAAUGGCGUGAUGCCAUUGCACGUGCGGAGGAUGAGAGCACUGGUUAUGUGUUGCCAAAUAAAACUCUGCUUGACAUAGCCAAGGAGAUGCCUGUUACUACUAGCAAACUUCGUCGAUUGUUGAAGUCAAGACACCUUUAUAUCGAACGGAAUAUUGACUCAGUGAUCAGUGUCAUCAGGCAAUCAAUGCAAAACGCUUCAGCAUUCGAGGCUACUGUUCAAUCUUUGAAAGAAGGGCGGCUUGAAACUGUCUCGUAUAAGAAUAGCAAGCCUACCCCCAAAGGAAUAGACGAGUCUUCUCGGGCAGGAGAUGCAGUCUCUCCAAAAUCGAAGGAGAGGUCCUUGCAGGGCGUAAGUAAUAACAACAGCUUCAGCACGGUAUCGGUAAAUACUGAUGAAGGGAGAGGUCUAGCUGCAGGCUUGUUUAGUUCGGAAAAGGUUUCUGCAGCUGUUCAGAUCUCGAAGACACCAAGCAGUGGUUUCGGGGCAUUGUUGGGAAAUGCAGCUUCGAAGAGGAAGUUCGGAACUGACAACAAGCCAAAGGAAAAGAUCAAACUCGAACAGAUAAGAUCUUCGGUGAGCCUACCGUUCCAUUCUUUUAUGGAUAAAAGUCUGGACCAAACAUCUCAGAUGGUCUCCAGAAAACCCGAAGGGGGUCCCACCAAACCAGUCUUUGUGUACAAGCCAGACAAUGUAAUAGUUCUGGUAGACGACUCAGACGAAGAGCCCUUGGGACCCCCAGUAGCACCAUCUUCAGCAUCAGUGACUCUAAAGUCCGAAAUCUCUGGUUCCAAGUCCGAGGAUGUUAUACUUCUGGAUGAUAACUCUGACGAGGAACCUGAAACCGAUGGCGAAUCACGGACCUGUGAUGCAGCAAAGGAAAAAGAAUCUGCCCAGAAAGUGGAUGGGGAAGAUGGACCAAUGUCGCUCUCCGAGGUCUCCUCAAAAUUUCCGAAGUGCUUCAAGCAGAAGGAGAAGCCUUCGGCAUUCAUGAGUCUGAAACCCGGGUUUCUAAACUUAAAGCCGUACGAUUAUGAAGCAGCUGCAAGGAAGGAGAUCAGAUUCAGGGAACCCGAGAAAGGAGAAGGAGAAGGAAAAGGAAAAGCGAAAAGAAAGAGAGUUGGUGAUUCGGAGGGUAAGAAAAAGGGCUUGGAAACGGUGAAGGUCGAUGAGGCGACGGAGUUUGGGCAGGGAAAACGGCGUCAGGCAUUUCCGGCGUCGGGAAACCGGAGUAAAACGUUCUUGAGUUAGAAAAUGGUGGUGGUGAGAAGCUUGUUUCAUAAACUCUUGAAUCCGGUGAAAACAAACAUUCCGAUGAUAUUCAGAAUUAGCGGGGUUAGUGUUUAGUGUUUCAGCUGUUUUGUUCUAUUAGUAUAUGAUCUUAGGAGCACAAAUUAUCACAUGGUAAAAUUUAUUUUAAUCA